Messenger RNA from Homarus americanus (American lobster), 5863 nucleotides. RefSeq lists its product as uncharacterized. Gene Ontology annotation, biological process: regulation of transcription by RNA polymerase II. The coding region runs from base 113 to 5212 and encodes 1699 amino acids. Lineage: Eukaryota; Metazoa; Arthropoda; Malacostraca; Decapoda; Nephropidae. Gene Ontology annotation, cellular component: nucleus. The record is from RefSeq and is a predicted model, not a curated record. Gene Ontology annotation, molecular function: DNA-binding transcription factor activity, RNA polymerase II-specific; RNA polymerase II transcription regulatory region sequence-specific DNA binding. The transcript has 11 exons.
UCAGUAAUGGCCGACGGUGUUGACGCCGAGUUACGGCAAGUGUGAAAAGUUAUUUUUACGUUGAAGCUCGUACGAGGAUCUAUUAUUUUCACACACACGAUUUAUUAUCAAGAUGAGUGAUGACAGUGGUCGCAGGGUGUACAAAGUACGUGGAAGUGAAGUGGAAACGGUCCAUCCCUCUACUGCGAACCUCAUACACACAUCCACUCAAUCCAACCUUGCCCGCGUCCCCCCUGUUGUUGUCCGUUCACAGACUGGCGUUACUCUCAUGCAGUCGGCUAUACUGCAUACAGAGUCACUCAUGCACACACAAGCAGAACCCGAAGUACAGUCUCAAGUCCACACACAGUCACAAACACACAUGCAGGCUCAGUCUCAUUCCCUUCCUCAUUUACUUCCACUGUCACAAGAGGAGACUCAGUCAGCCACUCAGUCACAAAUACAGUCAAACUCUUUAGUGCAAGGGACGCCUCGAACACUUGCACAGUCUUUAGUGUACGCUCAUCCCCAGGUGCUCACACAAUCACAGAUACACACACAGUCACAAGUCCAUGCUCAGGCACAGGUACACCACACACAGGCACAGGUACACCACACACAGGCACACCACACACAGGCACACUACACACAGGCACAGGUACACCACACACAGGCACAGGUACACCAUGCACAGGUACACCACACACAGUCACAGGUACACCACACACAUUCCCAAGUGAAUGCACAGUCUCAACUACAGUUACAACCUCAAUUGCAUUCACAGUCACAAGUUCAAGUGCAGUCACUCUCUCACACCCAGCCUCAUAUCCAGGUCCAGUCGCCAUUAUCACAAAUACCUCUACAGACUCCGUUACCAACACUGUCACAGUCUUCAGUGAUAAAUACCAUGGCAGGCCUGGUGGAUGCCACACAGAUGGACAGCACAUCACAACAAGCCACGGAGAACACUGGUGGGCUUGAGGUAGUGCAAGUCCCUGCUACGAGACACCAACACAUUGCACCAUCGGUUACAUUACAUGAUCUACAUCCUUCCACUGUCAGUAUAAAUGAGGCACUUUCCAACACUUCUCAAGCACAGCUAAUGCAUACUCUUACAUCUUUCUCACAACCCGAACAGCUGAGUGCAUCAAUUGGCUUGCAGCAAGGAAAUGCAACGCUCUCACAAACACUGCCACAGUCUCUCACACAGACUCAAACCCUUGAUGCAUUUACAGUAGAGAGAGUUCUGAUGCCACCAAGAAAUAAUCUGGGACAAGCUACAAUUCCCCUGGUAUCUUCGGUCGCGUCACUUGAAGUUGACGGAAUAUCUGUGAUGCGCAUACAAGAUGGUUUUACUGCACGUCCGGAACACCAUUCUCCACCCCUUGUCACUUCACCAAAGGAAUCGUCAAACCCCACAACUCAAGUGACCACUCAGUUGGCCAGCUCACAGAUAUCUACGUCACAAAGUGCAUCACACCUUGAAGCUUCUCAGCUUAAUAAUAUGCAUAUCAUGUCCCAAGAUAUUGUUAAUUCACUUUCCAAAAAGCCCACAACUAACACUACCACUACGAGUACUACUUCACCUCUGAUAGCUUCUAACCGUAUGCUAAACAAACUGCUAGAUGCUAAGCCACACAUUCCGUCCCAAGUAACUAAGGCUGCAGAGAUUGCUCAUCUUGUCCCAAACCCAAGUGUACGUAUGUCUAGUGGUUCACGUUUAGGGGACAUGGAUGAUGGCACAGAGAUGGUUUUUGCCACGACCAGUCGAGGUUCAAGUCCUCUCACAACAUCAACUCGUAGUUCUGCAGCGAGCAUGUGUACCGUGACCGGGUCCCUACGUGGCUCUAGUGGAUACGGCGAUUCAUUAGGAAAAGCUCUGACCUCUUUACCUCUUGAUGGAAUAUUUGGCUUGCCUUCAAAUUUUCAGUUGAACAGUGCAACAUUGUUACUUCCAAACUCAAUAUCACAUGGUCAGAUAAUUCCUCAGAGGCAACUAGAUUCGGUUCUGUUGAGUUCUCAGAGUUCAGCAAAUAUGGUGGAGCAGCAGUUGGAGGGUUUAAGUGCUGAGACUCUUAGAGUUUUGCCCACAACUCAUAUGUCACCAGGAACAACAUGCAAUGUUUCAGGCAAUAAUAUUACUACUAAUAAUAAUACAGUUGGUGCAUUAUCAGUUGACAAAAGUUUUAGAAAAAUGGCAUCCUCAACCAAUCAGAUUGUAAGUAACACCAGAUCAUUUAAUAUUUUAGGUGUGCCAGAUGGAAUGAAUAAAAGUGGAGUGGUUAUGGACUCCUUAACCAGAUCUCCGAGUAGCUUAAGCACAAAACCAGGCUUAAUCACUUCUAUUGACCCAAUGCUUCCUUCAGUUACUUCCAGUUGUUCCUCACCUAAUGCUCUUGGUUCAACAGUAUUAUCCAGACCUGGAUCAGUACCUCAGGAUGGAUCUAACAGAGUGAGAUAUUCUACCUCAGAUAUGUCAAGAAUUUCACAUCAGACGUUAGUUGACCUUUUAAGCCGUGGACCAAAUCCAGAUGCAGGGGUAGGAGGAUCUGGGAUACCACUUAUAGGUCUCUCAGAAAGCCGUUUGUCCCACACUGGUGAUGUGCUCCUGUCUGAACUCCACCGUAGUGAUGAGAGCGAUUUGAGCCUCGGUGCCUCUCUCACUGGUACGACUGGUGAAGAGCUUCACAGUAAUCCUAGUGGACUGGGUACGGGCAUUGGAGGAGACACUGCACCACUACAGGGGUUACCGUCACCACUGUUGCCCAGUUUCAGUUUGCCAAAUAUUACAGGGGAUUUUAUGGUCAGUGGAGUGUCUGGCGGAAAAUCUUGUUCAUCGGGGCAGGGUCCACUACCAGCUUUGCUCUCAAAUUUGGCCACAACAGCUGACCUGGACCAGUUCUUGGAUAAUUCUAAUAUGUGUAUAGACAUGAGUAGUCUCUCAGAAUCAGAAGUUUCUCUCAGCACUGGGUCAGGAGCGUUUACCUACUCACCUGAGAAGACUAGCGGUAACUCAAAGAAACUUGUGUCAAUUACUUCAUCAGAUCUCACAUUUACUAGUGCUCUCAAGGCCGCAACCACCAAGUCCGACAGUGAACCCAUUAAGUUACGCUCAGAUUCUGAGACCUCCAGCAGGGUUCUAAUUCAGGACCAGAAAUUGACAACAGAGACAACAAAAGCCUUACAGGUUGAUGUUACAAGAUUGAAUUCAAUACCCUGUCCAUCUCAAAAUUCUCCCAUUCUCUUGAGUCACUCCCCAACACUUGCCCAAGAGGCACCUGUAGCUCCUGUAAAGAAAAGUGUCCCAGCACAGCCUAAGACAUCUCAGUGCCAAAGUGAGAAAAGAAAGGAAAUGUUUAGAAAAAAUGAACUAUUAGUACAGCAAGUGGCAUGUUUUAAGUGCCGGUUGUGUUCUUUUCUAAGUCAGGACAAGAGCGAAAUGGUGAACCACAUGAAAGAACGACAUAGCAAGUAUCUGUCUGAUACAGAUGAAUCCGAGGAGGAGGUAGAAAAGUCUCCCGCAAAACGGGUCAAAGUUUUGGUCCCCAGGAACGAUAAAGUUCAUCUUGAGGAGGCUGCUGCAAGUGAUGAACCUGAGUCAUCUGUCACUACUACUAUGGAAGGGAGUCAGAAACACAAGGCUGAUCCAGAGUACAAAAUGGAAAUAUAUAAUCCAGCACCCGGGAAAUUUAAAAAUCGAAUUGUCAAGGUGGAAGAAGAACAGCCAACUGGCAGGAUUGGUAUAUUUAUCAAAAGUGAGCCUAAAGAUGUUGGAGAGUUUGAGAGAAGAGUGAUAGAUAAAGAAGAGGAAGAGGAAGACUUGCGUCUAACAAUUGAACUUGGAGAAACCGCAGAACCGGGAAGUGACCACGACUAUGACGACGAAGACACGAAUGAUAGUAGCAUAACCGUUGACAGCGGCAGCACAAGGCCAAGCAAUAAUAAAAAACCGGGCCGUCCAUUAUAUUCAAAGACGACUGGCAUUACAAAAUUUAAGAAAAAGAAUCCCAAGGUGACGCUGCCGGAUGAAGUGCUCGGCAUCAGGUGUGACGUGAAUGGUUGCGGGCUAAGGAUGAAGAGCGAGAACAAUAUUGUGUACCAUCGAAAGUGCCACGUAAAUUCAAUGCUGCAGUGCCAAGAGUGUUCCUCUACCAAGUUUCAAAGCUGGCGUGACCUAGCACUUCACCUCUGGAGACAACACCUCAUUGACAUGGAGCUUCAUAAAUGUGACAAGUGUGAUUACAAGUCCUAUAGUUACAGCAAGUUGAUGAACGUUCACCAUAAAAUCCACAGUGAUGAGAGACCUUCUCUGUGUGAUACUUGUGGGAAGCGCUUUAAAACGGCAAAACAGUUACGCAAUCAUAAGUCCUUACACAUGAAGAAGUCAGAGGCUCCACAACAUCAGUGUGAGAUUUGUCAAAGGCCGUUCUCUGACAAGCGUAUGUUGCGGAACCAUCAAGAGUCUGUACACAAAAAAGUGAAACCAUUCCUUUGUAAUUACUGCGGCUACUCCACUGCCUCAAGGUCUACACUCAAGAUGCACAUGAGGCAACACACAGGUGAGAAGCCAUUUGCUUGUGAAAAGUGCAAUUACCGCACCUCCGACCACAACUCUCUUCGGCGGCACAAAAUGCAACACACUGGAGUUAGACCUUAUCGGUGUCCCUACUGUGACUACGCCUCCAUACAGUCAACUACUUUUAAGGUUCAUCUCAAGGACAAGCAUCCUGGUGAAGCCCAGCAAGAUGGCAUAAUGUUCACCUGUGGGAUGUGCUCCUUCAAGACAGUUAAACGAGACAAUUACUUGGCACACGUGGCUGAGCACAGCAGAGGUGAGAGCAAGAAGCAACGUCAAGCAAUUUUGUCAACCAAAGUUGGCAAAAUAGAAUCACCACAGACCAUCUUAAGUGACAUGACACCACCUGCCCCCCACGUGGUUAAUAUUGAUGUUAAUAGUGGAACUUUUACAGUGGAGAGUCCACACGACACAAAUUUUCUCAACACUGUCCACGUGCAGACCCCCGUCCCUGGUCAGGUGAUCAUGGCCGGGGACCAGUACAUCUAUGCAGCUGUCGACUCUUCUGUGCUGUCUCAGGUGAGGUCAGGUGAGAGUAUGGUUCAGCUGACUCAGGAGAUGGUUGGAGUACCCAUUUCAAUACCUCUAGAAGCAUCUGCUGCUUCAUCACUUCAGGGACUAGUUUAUGUUGCCACCACUAGUCAGGGAGGACAAUAAUUUCUGUACCUGUGUAAAAAAUAUUCUGAAACACAACCAUAAUAGAAUGGGCAGUAUUGAUGGCAUAGUGUUGUGUGCUUCAAUCCUUUUCUAAGUUACGAGUGGCACGAGGAAGGCUGUGAAAAACAUUAAUGUUAUGUGUAAAAUAUUGAACAGUAGAAAUGUUGAGAUGCCAAGAUACUUUUUAUUCUGACUAAACUAUUUUGAAGAAAAGUUUAUUUAUACAAAGAGCACUGGUCUGAUGACAGUUAUAUCACCUGCUUAUUAAUUAUGGUAUAAAUAUGGUACAGGACAGUAAUUUGUGCUUGUUAACAUGUACUACACCCCUAACCUAUGCAGGUAAGCUGUACAAUCUUUCCAGUAUAUUUCACAUAUAUUGUACUAUGAAUUAAAAAAAAAAAGUAAAUUUAUAUUCUUCCCUCUUUUUUAGUUGACAUCCAGCUUCAAGGUAAUUGUACAAACACGACUUAACUUUGUAUUUGUACAAACACCUGAAGCAUCUUUCUCCUUCAGUCUUAUUUUAUGUUUCAUUGUUAAAACUUCCAUCUUACGUAUUUCAUUGUAAUUACUCCCCCUUGCCUCCCUCUGUUCUACAUCAAGUCUUCCACAGUACAUUAUUCCCUUCCACCCACCUAUCUCAUUAUGCCUUCC